Orcinus orca (killer whale) is the source of this 2133-nucleotide messenger RNA. RefSeq names its product guanylate cyclase soluble subunit beta-2-like. Gene Ontology annotation, biological process: cGMP biosynthetic process; response to oxygen levels. Gene Ontology annotation, cellular component: guanylate cyclase complex, soluble. Lineage: Eukaryota; Metazoa; Chordata; Mammalia; Artiodactyla; Delphinidae. Gene Ontology annotation, molecular function: heme binding; guanylate cyclase activity. The record is from RefSeq and is a predicted model, not a curated record.
AUGGCUGGCGAUGACCGGAUGUUACGGACACUGGGAGGAAAUCUCACGGAGGAAGCCCCUCUCACGGAGUUUAUUGAAAACCUAGAUGCCCUCCAGAGUUACCUGGCGCUCCCUUAUCAGGAAAUGAAUGCACCAUCGUUUUGUGUGGAGAGAGGAGGAGACAGGAAGAUGCUUCUCCAUGACUACUCUGAUAGAAGUGGUCUGUGCCCCAUCGUACCAGGUAUCACUGAGGCUGUGGCCAAAGACUUCUUUGACAUUGACGUGACCAUGGAUAUCCUUGACGUGAAUCAAGAGGAGGAGAGGACAGGGAAGAAGGAGCACGUUGUGUUUCUGCUCGUGCAGAAGUCGCACAGACCGAUGAGAAGGGCAAAGCCAAAGGGAUCACAAGACACUCAGGACAGCCAGAGAGACCAAGAGGCCCUGGAGGCAGCUUUCCUUAGGAUGAAAGAGAAAUAUUUGAGUGUCUGUCCCGUGAAAAAGUCCAGCUGGGAAGCUGUGAGAAGCAUAGUCAUGUUUGGAAAAGGGCAUCUCAGGGACACCUUUGAACCAAUUUAUCCCGAGUGGCUCUGGACUGAAGAGAAGACAUUCUGCGAUGCUCUUCCCUUCCAUGUGGUAUUUGAUGAAUCACUGUGGGUCAAACAAGCUGCAGUGAACAUUCAGAAGUACGUCCCGGGACUCCAAACCCAGAAGAUUCGAUUAGAUGAGUACUUCUCCAUCGUCCAUCCCCAGGUUACCUUCAACAUCUGCAAAUUUAUCAAAUUUGUCCUGAAGGCGCAAAGGGAGAUGAUGCCUGCAGCGUGGAGAAGUCAGCCUGCACUCAAACUCCGAGGCCAGAUGAUCUGGAUGGAGUCCACGUGGUGCAUGAUAUACGUGUGCUCCCCUAAGAUCCGCAGCCUGCAUGAACUGGAGGAGCGCCAGAUGCACCUUUCCGACAUCGCCCAUGAUACCACCAGGGACCUCGUCCUCCUGAACCAGUGGCGCCUGGAGGAGAUUGAGCUGUCCAGCCAGCUGGAGAGGAAGAAGGAGGAGCUGCAGGUCCUCUCCAAGCAGUCGGCCAUCGAAGAGAAGAAAACGGAGACCUUGCUGUACGCCGUGCUGCCUGAGCACGUGGCCAACCAGCUGAAGGAAGGCAGAAAGGUCGCCUCAGGAGAAUUUAAAACCUGCACAAUUCUCUUCAGCGACAUAGUGACAUUUACGAACAUCUGUGCUGCCUGUGAACCUAUCCAGAUGGUGAAUAUGCUGAAUUUAAUGUACUCCAAGUUCGACAGGUUAACCAGUGUCCACGAUGUCUACAGAGUAAGCGUGUGGAAACAACCUGAUGCUUAUAUGGUGGUAGGGGGUGUACCAGUGUCUAUUGGAAGCCACGCUCAAAGAAUAGCUAACUUUGCCUUGGGGAUGAGAAUUUCUGCAAAAGAAGUGAUGAAUCCUGUUACUGGAGAACCCAUCCAGAUUGGAGUGGGCAUCCCUACGGCACCAGUCUUGGCAGGUGUCAUGGGGGACAAGAUGCCUCGGAACUGCUUGUUUGGUGACACUGUGAAUACAGUCUGUAGGAUGGAAAGUCACGGGCUUCCCAACAAAGUGCAUCUUAGCCCCAGGGCCUGCAGAGCCCUGGAAAAUCAAGGUUUUGAAAUAAUUGAGAGGGGUGAAAUUGAAGUGAAAGGGAAAGGGAAAAUGACCACAUACUUUGUGAUCCAGAACUUGAAUGCUUCAGAGGAUGAGAUCAUGGGGAGACCUCAAACUCGGCUUGAUCCUGAGGGUAAGCAAAAAAGAUAAGCCUUCCCCUGAGGAUCUGUGCGACCAGUUUGCCCUGAACACUCUUCUGUUGCAUCCUGGAUGCUUCUGACCAGUUGGCACCCGGAGGCAGUCCAGUGGAGGGACAGGAAUCCGUGGAGGCAGCUGACGGACAGUGGUCUUCAGCUCAAAGGAGUGAACGGCUCUCCUGCUCUCAUCACUGUGGUUCGACUGAGUCUUUGCCUUGGAGCAGAAGCCCCAGUGGCUGACUUCGGAGGACACCCUGACCUCAGAGCUGGCCAUGGGCAAUGUCUUAUUCUAAAUGAUGAUGGGAGAGAGGAGGAAGAAAGAGCCCCAGACCCCGCAGUUUAUAAAUUGCCCCAGAGCACAGCCGGGAUGUGA